Bipolaris sorokiniana ND90Pr is the source of this 1185-nucleotide messenger RNA. RefSeq lists its product as uncharacterized. The record is from RefSeq and is a predicted model, not a curated record. Bases 1 to 1185 code for a protein of 394 amino acids. Lineage: Eukaryota; Fungi; Ascomycota; Dothideomycetes; Pleosporales; Pleosporaceae. The transcript is spliced from 3 exons.
AUGUAUUGCAGAGCACACUUCCUUGUCGUGCUUCCAGCACUUCAGCUCGCCACAGCGAAUCCGAUUGCCUUCCCUCAAGGCGGAAGUAAUUCCUGCCCUUCUGAAGAUUUGAAAGAGGCGACCUGGAAAAAACUGGAUCUCGAUGGUUUUCUCGCGGGUGCUGCUCCAAAUCUCACUACAAACGAUGUCCAAGGGUUUGCUUCCUCGCUAGGAGCCCCCAACUUCUUUUGUGGACUUGACCAAUUUUGCAACGCCGGCCAACCUUGUCUUCCAGUCCCUCUUCCCGCAUGGUAUGCCCUGGUCGCAGUCCAGAACUAUAAUAGCUACAUGAACUCACUCAAUACUGCCAUCUCAUUCGCCGCCUCCAUCAUGUCCUUGGAGAUACCUGCCGUUGUCGCCGACUUCUGGCCCGAACCUACAGACGAUGUUACCCCUAUCAAAGACAUGGUUUCUUUGGUCACCUCUGCCCUAAGUGCCGUUCCAUUCACUGGCGCGCUGGCCACAGUGAACACUGUUUCUGGGGUGGUUGCCAAUUUCUUAACCAACCAAAUGAAACCCCCGGAGCGACCAAAUCUCUUUGUUAAAUGGAGCGACAUUGGCGUGAGCAUCGCUACCGCUGUCAAAGACUACCAAUCCACUGUUGCAAAUUCUCUCCGAACUACACUCGACGCUGAGAUCGACAACCCAACGUCAGGUAUUAAUUCCAUUUUGGCCGGCGGUGGGUUCCUAGGCGUCGCCCAAAACUUCACGGAAACGGAUAUGCAGAAAAAGGUUGCAGAUAGUAUGAAGCUUCGCUCUAUCGCUCUUCUACUGCAAGGGCAAAAGGCCUACAUCUACAGGUCCACCAACCCCGCUGGCACCUGCAGUAACGGAGAUCAGCCUUACAGACUAUGCACUUCGGCUACUGAUCGCCCAAACGCCUUCGCACUACGAAUGGGUGACGAUACUCAAUUUGACAUCGCUAAUCUAAUGAUAACAAAGUAUGGCAUCUCCAAGGAAACAUUCUUGCAAGGUCCCUCGGACUGCUUCGACGAACACGGUGUGCAGCUUUUCACCCCAGAGAUCUUGCCAAUUGACGCCUCCGCCAAGUGUAUCUUCAACCUUCCGGUGUGCACUUUCAACGCCGAUACUUUCCCGGGACGCACUGUCCAGGAAAACUGCAGACUACAAGGAAUUGACGUGUAA